Musa acuminata subsp. malaccensis (wild Malaysian banana) is the source of this 2320-nucleotide messenger RNA. The record is from RefSeq and is a predicted model, not a curated record. Lineage: Eukaryota; Viridiplantae; Streptophyta; Magnoliopsida; Zingiberales; Musaceae.
CAUUCCGCUCAAAACCUUCCCUCUCGACUCCCAUCCGCCUCACACACUCUUCUCUCGACACGAUAUAGCCUGACAUCAGAACCGCACCGCAUCUCCAUUUUUGUACAUCAAUCCGGCCUAAAUGCUCCCUGUCGAUCCAGAAGAACAACCACUGAAGAACUUAAAGCUCGCAGACUAAGGAGGGCGUAGUAUAUUGGUUGUUCGUCGGAGGAUUUCAGGCGGGGAAUGGCGUACAUGUGCGCGGAGAGCGGAAAUCUAAUGGCGAUCGCGCAGCAGGUCAUCCAGCAGCAGCGCCAACAGCAACAGCAGCUGGCUGCUUCCGCCAACCCGUUUUCCACCAGCACCCAGCCGUGGGGCGCUUCGCACCAUCACCAGCAGCACAUGUCCGAGGCCGCCUUCGUCAUCCCCGACGCCGAGGCCGCCUUCCUGGAGCCCUUCACCCCCGACCGCGCCGCUGGCUUCGAGGCGCCACCCGGGGGCAGCGGCCACCUUGACCAGGCUCCCUUCCGCCUCUGCGACUUCCGCUCCUCUUCCGCCGCCGUGACCCCGGAGUUCGAUACCGAAGAGUGGAUGGAGAGUCUGAUCGGUGAGUCUCCCGCUGACAACUGUGACCUCAUGAGCGACCCGUGGCAGGCCGCAGCGGGCGCCUCAGGCGCCCUCUUCGCGGACGUUUUCCCCUCUUGCUCCGCCGACAUAAACCACCCCUUCCACCCGGCGUCCGCGUCGGGCAUCAACUGCGUCCUCUUUUCCGAGCCCUCCGAGAUCGCUCAUCUUCCACCGAUCCAGCACGACCACCAGUAUACCGCCGUUGUUGCCCUAAACCCUCCGGGACUGGCAUCGGAAACCCCGUCAUUCGAACCGCCGGAACUAAACAAGGACCCUGGAGCUGCCGCAUUCGCCUCCGUCCGAGAUGAGGUGCCAGAGAGCAACACCUCAUCGCCGCCUCUCUUGGAAUCACUCCUCGACUGCGCGCGGCUCGCCGAUGGCGACCCUGAUCUCGCUGCCAAGUCCCUGAUCCAUGUCAGGGAGUCCGCCUCUGUGUUAGGCGAUCCAACGGAACGCGUGGCCUUCUACUUCGCCGAAGCUCUCAACCGCCGCCUCCUUGGUGAUCAGAAGGACCACUCGCAUCCCUCCACCGUGGCGGUGCCGCUGUGCUCCACCUCCGCGUUCGAUUCGUCACCGGAGGACUUCACCCUCUGCUACAAGGUCUUCAACGACGCAUGCCCCUACUCCAAGUUCGCUCACCUCACAGCGAACCAGGCGAUCGUCGAGGCCACCGAAUCCGCGGCGCGAAUCCACAUUGUGGACUUUGGGAUCAUCCAGGGGAUCCAGUGGGCGGCACUCCUCCAAGCUCUGGCAACCCGCCCCCGCGGGAAACCCUCCAGGGUCCGGGUCUCCGGCAUCCCCGCGCCGAUGCUGGGCGCCGCCCCCGCCGCCUCGCUUACCGCUACCGGAAACCGCCUGCGCGACUUUGCCGCGAUCCUCGACCUGGACUUCGAGUUCGACCCCAUCCUGACCCCGAUCGCGGAGCUCACAGUGUCCUGCUUCAGGAUCGACUCGGACGAGGUGGUGGUUGUCAACUUCAUGCUCCAGCUCUACCAUCUCCUCGCCGACUCACCCGAAUCGGUGGAGCGCGUCCUCGGGAUCGCAAAGUCGCUCGUCCCCCGCGUCGUGACGCUGGGGGAGUACGAGGCGAGCGUCAACCGGGGGCGCUUCGUGGAGCGAUUCAAGGCGGCGCUGGCCUACUACGCGGCCGUGUUCGACUCGCUCGACCCCGCAAUACGGCGCGACUCGGCCGAGCGAGCCCAGAUGGAGCGCGUCCUCUUAGGGCCUCGGAUCCUGGGGGCGGUGGGUGCGGGCGAUGGGCCGAACCGACGGGAGCGGAUGGAGGCCAAGGAGGAAUGGAGGGCCGUGAUGGAGCGGUGCGGUUUCGAGCCUGUGCCGGUCAGCAACUUCGCGGUCAGCCAAGCGAAGCUUCUCCUGUGGAAUUACGACUACAGCUACAAGCUACCAUCUGCAUAUUUUUGUCCCAUGGCGAUGGCUACAGAUCGAAGAACGGAGAGCAGCUGCCAAAACCAUACUUCAUGUAAGUGAUUCGUUAAGAUGGAAAUGGCUGUAGUUAGAGGACAGUCAACUACGCACAUGGAGCAGCUGAUGUAAGGGGCAGAGGGACGAACUAUCUCAGCCCCAGCAGUCCAUCUCGUCGCUUCCUCCAACGAGUAAGCUCAAGAGAUAGAACAGAAGAGAAGGAGGUGACGAUCGUUGGCAGGCAGAUGAAAGGGAAAGAACGGGGCAGAGGAGAGAGAGAGUACCACCAGCA